Messenger RNA from Cornus florida, 1679 nucleotides. RefSeq names its product hydroquinone glucosyltransferase-like. Bases 72 to 1502 code for a protein of 476 amino acids. NCBI's taxonomy places the organism in Eukaryota, Viridiplantae, Streptophyta, Magnoliopsida, Cornales, Cornaceae. Gene Ontology annotation, molecular function: UDP-glycosyltransferase activity. The record is from RefSeq and is a predicted model, not a curated record. The transcript has a single exon.
UCUCUCUAAUUCAUUAUGUAAAGCCCAUCUCCUCACACCAAACCUAUAACAUUUUAACACCUAAGUGCACCAUGGAAACUACCCAAUUACAAACACCACACAUGGCUAUUUUACCCACACCUGGGAUGGGUCACCUGAUCCCACUCGCUGAGUUCGCCAAACGACUCGUCCUCCACCAUAACUUUUCCGUCACCUUCAUCUUUCCUACUGAUGGUUCGUCAAUGGAACCCCAAAAGGCCAUUCUUGAAUCCCUACCCAACUCCAUAAACUCCAUCUUUCUUCCACCGGUUAGCUUCGACGACCUCCCCGAGGACGCAAAAGCCGAGAAUCGGAUAGUACUCAGCGUGACUCGGUCACUCCCGGCUCUCCGCGACACGUUGAAGGCCUUAACCGAGUCAACUCAUCUAUCUGCUCUGGUGGUUGAUCUUUUUGGCAUUCCCACCUUUGAUGUGGCUAGAGAAUUCAGUGUCCCACCCUACAUUUUCUUCUCUACAACAGCUAUGGUAUUGAUGUUAUUCCUCUAUUUACCCAGGCUUGAUGAGACCUUGGAUUGCGAGUGCAGAGAUCUACCUGAACCGGUGAAAUUACCCGGGUGCGUUCCGGUUCACAGGGUUGACUUGCCUGACCCGGUUCAAGAUAGAAAGUGUGAUGUCUAUAAAAAUUGUCUUUUUUCAGCCAAACAGUAUCUUAGGGCUCAUGGAAUAGUGAUUAAUAGCUUCUUGGACUUGGAACCGGGCGCUUUUAAAGCUUUGAAGGAAAAUAAUUGGCCGGGUUCACCCCCGGUUUACCCUGUUGGACCGCUGGUUCAGACCGGUUCAGCAAGUGGGGUUAGUGGUUUAGAGUGUUUGAGUUGGUUAAAUGAGCAGCCACUUGGGUCUGUCCUAUAUGUUUCUUUUGGUAGUGGAGGGACGCUGUCCCAUGAGCAGCUCAAAGAAUUGGCUUUGGGAUUGGAAAUGAGUGGGCAAAGAUUUUUAUGGGUUGUUAGGAGUCCACACGAAAAAGUGGCAAAUGCCAAUUACUUUAGUGUCCAAAGUAGUAUGAAUAUGAACCCCUUUGAUUUUUUACCAGAAGGGUUCAUGGACAGAACCAAAGGGUUGGGACUGGUGGUGGACUCAUGGGCUCCUCAGAUUGAAGUCCUGAGCCAUGGGUCCACUGGAGGAUUUGUGACUCAUUGUGGAUGGAACUCGGCCCUAGAGGGUAUAGUCCAUAGUGUGCCGUUAAUUGCAUGGCCACUGUACGCAGAGCAAAGGAUGAAUGUGGUAUUAUUGACUGAGGAUCUGAAGGUUGCAUUAAGGGUCAAGGUGAACGAAAAUGGCAUUGUGGGAAGGGAAGCGAUUUCGGAAUAUGUGAAGGGGCUCAUUGUAGGAGAAGAUGGGAAGUUUCUUCAAAAUAGGAUGAGAGAUCUAAAAGAUGCAGCUGCAAAUGCUUUGAGACAAGAUGGGUCAUCUUCAAAGUCACUAGCAGAGUUGGCUCAGAUAUGGAGGGACAAGAAAAGCAAAUAAAAUAAUGCAGCUUAAUUCAUUUAAUUUUCAGUGUCAUAUCACUAAAUGUGUAUCUAAUAACAUAUGAUGAGUGAUGGAUAAUUCAUUAAGGGCUUAUUUGAUAUGCAUUUUGUUUUUGCAUUUUUAUUUUAACUCUUUAUUGUAUGGCGUUUUGAAUAUUAAUCGAAAGCAUAUUUG